Perognathus longimembris pacificus (Pacific pocket mouse) is the source of this 2621-nucleotide messenger RNA. It is a transcript of the gene Znf784, whose product is annotated as zinc finger protein 784. The record is from RefSeq and is a predicted model, not a curated record. Gene Ontology annotation, cellular component: nucleus. NCBI's taxonomy places the organism in Eukaryota, Metazoa, Chordata, Mammalia, Rodentia, Heteromyidae. Gene Ontology annotation, biological process: regulation of transcription by RNA polymerase II. The transcript is spliced from 2 exons. Gene Ontology annotation, molecular function: DNA-binding transcription factor activity, RNA polymerase II-specific; RNA polymerase II transcription regulatory region sequence-specific DNA binding. Bases 110 to 1183 code for a protein of 357 amino acids.
CCCGCCCUCGAGUGGCCACGCCUCCUCUCCGUCCCUCAGCUGGCCUGCGCAGUACCUCUUACGAUAGCCUGAGCCCCGCCCCUUUCCAGGAUGAUCAUUGGCCUCGGGGAUGGGGCUUGGGCACAAGAUGGCUGCCGCAUGCCCGGAUCCCCCGAUUCCGAGCUCAUCGACCCCGGAGUCAGCGUCCCCGGAGCCUCUGGACUUGGCCUCGGAGUCCGGGGACAGCCGCCCAGCCUCACCCCCGAAUAACCUCAUCGAGAUCCAGGUGGUGAAAGUCACAGACUCCGCGCUGGUGCCCGGGCCCCCGGAGCCCGGCUCCUUCCACUGUGCCUUGUGCCCGGCUGCUUUCCGGCUGGUGUCGGAGCUGCUGUUCCACGAACACGGCCACCUGGACGCCGAGCGGGGUGGGGACCCGAGCCGCUGCCACGUGUGCGGGCAACGCUGCCCGGGGCCCGCCAGCCUCCGCGCCCACUACAGCCUGCACACCGGGGAGCGGCCCUACCGGUGCCCGCGCUGCCCGCGCGCCUUCAAGGCCAUGGCGCCCCUGCUGCUGCACCAGCGUCGGCAUGGGGUGGAGCCCGGCGCUCCCGGCAGGGCCCCGCGGGCGGCGGCGGCCCUCGAGCCCGGCUCCGGGGCAGCCCUGGCGAGGCCGGAGGUGGUGCCCGCGGCGGCCUCGGGCGUGGCCGCGGCGGGGAAGCCGUUCGCCUGCCGGUUCUGCGCCAAGCCCUUCCGCCGCUCCUCCGACAUGCGGGACCACGAGCGGGUGCACACCGGCGAGCGGCCCUACCACUGCAGCGUGUGUGGCAAGGGCUUCACACAAUCCUCGGUGCUGAGCGGCCAUGUCCGCAUCCACACCGGCGAGCGCCCGUUCCGCUGCUCGCUCUGCAGCCGCGCCUUCAACAACUCCUCCAACUUCCGCAAGCACCAGCGCACGCACCUCCACAGGCUCCGGGGCGCGGGGACCCCCGGGAGAAUCCUGGGGAGAGACCACGAGGUGCAAGGAGACCCCGAGGCCGCGAGAGCAGAACCGGCGGGGGAAGUUGAGUCAGGAAGCAGCAGGAAGAUUUCAGGGGAUGGCGAUGGGCAAACCGAGGCCGGGCAGGACAUGUUGGCCAGCCUGUGCUGGAGAGCGCAAGGACAGAACCUGGCCCUGUACAAGCCGACACCUACGCUCUAUCGGUGACUCAGAGGAAGGGAGGGAUUCGGCCCACAGAUGCGGGGGAACAUGGCCAUGUCUCACUACCCUUCUUCUGUCCUCUUGGGUAACCACCUAAGGUUGUCCUUGAGCAGGACAGCCUAACAGGGCCCCAUCAUUGUGGAGGGGCAGCAAGGGGAGAGGAUCACCGGAGGUCAGCAUCAUGUCCUGGUCCAGACCUUCAUCUCAGAACCUUGGGUGAUCCUGGGGCCCUAGGGUAGGCCUAUCUCACUGGAUUGCACUGAUUACCCCCCCCCCCGCCCCGCCAGGCCGGCAUUAGAGGCCUACCACGUCUCUGGUAAACACUCUGGUAUCUCCAUCACCUCAAAGCCAGAGCCAGAGGGUACCCAAGUCACAGCUGAGCGCACUCGGCCUCAAGAUCCUUACUGCCACCCGAGGCCUCUUGGGAGGCACCUAAGAACAGAAUUGCAAAGCCCACCUAGUGUCCAACCCCUUUUCAAGAGCUUGGAGCUCACAGCCUCAGGUGCCGCUGUUUCCCCUGCUGGGUCAGAAGUAGCCCUAGGAUGGGCUGGCUGCAGCCUGGUGGGCUAGGUGCAGAAUAGAGGGAGGACUUGAGGGUAGUAGGUGAGAAACACAGAUCUGUUUGGAUUAAAUGGCUUUUCAGAAGGCUUCUCUGUCUGUCUUGUACGCAGGAGCCUCCUGGCUUCCUGCCUUGGGAGGUGGGGGAUGGACACGCAAGUUGUAUUGCACCUUUCUCCAAGUUGUUGGAGGGCAGUGGAUGUUUUGGCUGUGUCAGGAUCCCUGUGACUGGUGUGAUUGCUGAGGAGUGACAGGCCCCCACAUUUGCUCAAUGGACCAGCUUCUAGCAUUGUCAUGCACCCACUGCUCCCGAGACCACCCAAACGGCUUGUGACUAAAAACAACUCAUCCCACUUCUCACCAGCACUACUGCCCAAGCUGAACAACUGGUUGGACCCUUGAGCCCUAUUCCCCAUCCAUCCCCUGGUCCAUUUCCCUGUCAAAGCAGUUCAGUAUUUGUGGAAUGGGAAGGCUUCUUUUCAUCAUCAUCCACCUUGCAGAGACAGCUAUUAGCCAUCCCAACUGUGGGCACCUGAUCUCUUCUUCCACAUGGAGCCUCAUCACUGCCCCACAUUCUCCCUCAGCCCUGAAAACAGAAUGCCGACGGAAGCUCAAUGGUGAAUGUACACUCUCAUGCACGCACACACGUGCUGAGUUGUACUUAGCUUGCCUGGCAGCUGCCAGUUUCCAACCAUUAGCCUUCAAACUCUUCCAAGCUCUAGUUUGGAGCUCAAGACCCUUCAGGACCCAGCAGUACAUACUUCAAUCUCCAACUGUAAUCUACUUAGAAACUCUCUGCAGUGGCAGUAGACCCAGGGAGAACUUUUACUUGUUUGGGAUGGUUUUUCCACUCCUAUGGCUUUUGUCAUUGCUCAAGUGUUGCCUG